Messenger RNA from Camelina sativa (false flax), 1373 nucleotides. RefSeq names its product homocysteine S-methyltransferase 2. Gene Ontology annotation, molecular function: zinc ion binding; S-adenosylmethionine-homocysteine S-methyltransferase activity. The record is from RefSeq and is a predicted model, not a curated record. Gene Ontology annotation, biological process: S-methylmethionine cycle. Lineage: Eukaryota; Viridiplantae; Streptophyta; Magnoliopsida; Brassicales; Brassicaceae.
ACUUACUUUUGUUUGUUUGUUUACUAAAGAGUUUUGCCGUUUCUCUCGUAUCACACACAAACAGUGGUAGGUGGCGAAAACUCAAGGGGAAGAUGAUGACCGGAAGCACGAAGGCGUCUUUUAGCUCGAUGAAAGAGUUUCUGAAGGAGACGGGCGGGUAUGCGGUAAUAGACGGCGGGCUUGCGACGGAGUUCGAGAGACAUGGAGCAGAUCUCAACGAUCCUCUCUGGAGCGCCAAAUGCCUUGUCACUUCUCCUCACCUCAUUCACACCGUGCAUCUCGAUUACCUUGAAGCUGGUGCUGAUAUCAUCGCCAGCUCUUCUUAUCAGGCCACGAUUCAGGGGUUUCAAGCAAAGGGCUUUUCUAGUGAGGAAAGUGAAUCUUUGCUUAGAAAGAGUGUAGAAAUAGCUUGUCAAGCUCGGAACACUUACUACGACAAAUGCGGAACUAGCUCCUCCAUCGAUGAUAUCAUUCUUAUAAAGCGGCCUAUACUAGUUGCAGCAUCAGUAGGUAGCUACGGUGCUUACUUGGCUGAUGGUUCUGAAUACAGUGGAAUCUAUGGUGAUUCCAUCACGCUUGAAAAACUCAAGGACUUUCACCGCAGACGAGUCCAAGUUCUGGCGGAAUCUGGUGCUGAUCUAAUAGCAUUUGAGACCAUUCCAAACAAGAUAGAGGCUCAGGCAUUUGCUGAGCUGUUAGAGGAGGGAGAUGUGAAGAUUCCUGGGUGGUUCUCAUUCAACUCAAAGGAUGGCGUGAACGUGGUUAGCGGGGAUUCCAUCAAGGAGUGUAUCGCCAUAGCUGAAUCUUGUGACAAAGUAGUGGCGGUUGGAAUCAACUGCACCCCUCCAAGAUUCAUCGAGGGCCUAGUUAAUGAGAUUGGAAAGGUGACAAGCAAGCCCAUACUAGUGUACCCAAACAGCGGAGAGAGCUAUGAUGCUGAAAAGAAGGAGUGGGUGGAAAACACAGGAGUUGGGGAUGAAGACUUUGUAUCAUACGUGGAGAAAUGGAUGGAUGCAGGAGUGUCUCUUCUGGGAGGUUGCUGCCGCACAACACCAACCACAAUCAGAGCCAUCCACAAGAGACUCGUCAACCGCAGAUCUCAUUAGCACGAUCAACUUCACUUAUGAAUCUCUGGAAUUUUGUACCAAACGGUUGUUUUCCCUUAUAGGCAAAAACAUAAAACAAAAACCAAAAAAAUACUGUAGCCUGUUGGUGCGUGCUCCUCUUACUAAUCUCUCAUUUUGGCUUGCAGAAAACAAAAAUACUUAGCCUAAUGAGAAUUACUGGCCUGAUGAAGGGACCAAUUCUCAUAAAUCAUUAGAAACUUCAAUAACUUUUGUUUUUUUUAUGUAUCCGAUUUUGAGAUUUAUCUC